Molecule: messenger RNA, 2277 nt
Organism: Branchiostoma floridae (Florida lancelet)
Lineage: Eukaryota; Metazoa; Chordata; Leptocardii; Amphioxiformes; Branchiostomatidae
Exons: 7
Coding region: 1-2277 (758 amino acids)
Biological process (GO): negative regulation of translation; protein polyubiquitination; proteasome-mediated ubiquitin-dependent protein catabolic process
Molecular function (GO): translation repressor activity; protein binding; ubiquitin protein ligase activity
Source: RefSeq, a predicted model, not a curated record
AUGGCCUCUCAUGACGACGCUGAUACCGCACCAUCCGGCACUGCGUACCUGCCUAAAGACAAGGUUGUUCUUGCUGAAGCGACGUCGGGUCAGAUGCAAAGUAACAAGUCCAAUCAGUCGGCAACACCAUCUUCAUGCAGCGGCGUUGAUGCCAUGAUGGACCCAACACGAUGUAACUCGUCAACAAAAGAUGCUGACGCUUCAGCUGUUGUCCCAGACGACAGUAUCACUCCCCACACGCCCGACACACGCCAUCUCGAGCCGAUGUCGUCGCAAAACCCGAGUCUAAUGUACUCCCCAAGCACCGUGAACCAGAAUUCGGGAGAUGUCGAAAACGCUCGGGAACCGAGUCCCAUGUACGAGCAAAACGCCGCGAGCGCCGAUCGGGCGGAUACAGAAAACGCUCGGGACCCGAGUCCGAUGUACCCGCAAAACGCGUCGAACCCGAGCCCUGAACCGGCUAACGAGGACAGCCUACAGCCGACUGCAGCUGCAAACCAGCAGGACGACACCAUCGGAGCAGCUGAGAGAGACGGCAAUCCCUUCAUCCAACCCUAUCAAGACACAAAUGAAGAAGAUUCUGCAUCCGCCUGCAGACCAGAUAAUGAUGACUGUGGUAACCGUGUCCAUUCAGAAGAAAGUGUGCCCGCUCGCAGACUAUCUAGUACCAGUAAUGGUGUACCCAGCAUCCAGCCAUAUGCAGUGGCGAAUCAGGAAGACUGUGAGUCCGCUAGCAGUUCAGCCAACUGUGAUGACAACAUCCAGCCCUACGCUGUGCGGUAUCAGGAGGAAGAUGAUGGUAACAACAUGCCCACAGCCGGCGGUACUGCGGCUCGGGACGGCCAAAGAGAUGGCGUCGACUCUGGGGACGUAGAUAUUUCACCUUACGCUGUUGCAUAUGCGGACAGACAUGACGACGGUGAAGCCCGAACUUACGAAAAUGUUCUGAAUCCACAUCCGAUGCACGCCCCAAACGCCCUGCAUCCAAACCCUAUGACGGCGCUAUCACCACGCUCUCUCAGUAGUGUAGAAGGACCUGAUUGGGAAGUUGUCAGUGAAGGUACAGCCUACAGGAGCAGUGGACACCACCCCCAACACUGGUCAGCCUGUCUGCUGCAACUCCUGGACAGACACCACGGCUUAUCUGACGAACACAUCCACUGCAGCAAUCUCGAGACUGUAACACAUCACAAACCUUUUGCAGAUCUCUAUGGCAGACAGUCCAAUACAACAGCGCUGUACUUUGAAUUGCAUACAGAAGCUGAGGACACUACCUACGCACCUGACGUGGAUGGCUGUUGCAGCUCCGGCGUUGGGUUCGUGCCGAAACCCACGAUGGAGACUGCCAAUGACUCUUCUGGACAAACAGAACCACCCGGUUUGCCAGGGUGCGUAGGCAAAAUCGUACCAUCGGAGAAGAUCGUGUUUGGAGGGAAGGGGCAGAAACCCGGGAAGUUCAUCAGAAACACAGGUGUGGCCGUGUCAGCUGACCACGAGAUAUUCGUCAAUGACAUGUACAACCAGCGAAUCCAGGUCUACAGCAUGGACGGGACCUUUCUCCGCCUCUUCAAAACGGAAAUGCCGGGAGCAAAUGGGCGCGUACUACCAAUCCAACCUUGCGAUGUUGCCAUGGACGGAGAGGGUAAUGUGCUGGUAUUGGGACAAAAAGUGUUCAGUUCUUCGGCCCUUUUUGUACUUAAGUACAGUCUGGGUGGUGAUUUGAUGACCAUGUUCGACGUGCAAUGCGGGGGCAGUUACCCAAACAUCGCCGUCGACGCGCGAAACAACAACAUCUUCGUGGAAGCCUCUAACAAGAUCUUAACGUUCCAACCAAACGGAAAGCUUCUUCGCAGUUUCAAAACGAUACCAGGAACAAAAUCCCGCCGUUUUGGAGGGAAGCAAGGAAUGGAAGUCGAGUCCGUUGCAGUGGACGAGGAAGGGAACAUCGUCGUGACGGAAUCCACCUUUUCGAGCCCCUGGGUACAUGUGUACAGCCCUUUCGGCCAUCGGCUAGUCAUAUUCGGAGGCUUCGGACCAGGCAAAGGUGAACUAAAACACCCCCAAGGUAUCUGUACAGAUACCUGUGGGCACAUCCUCGUAUCGGACUGGGGAAACAAACGCGUAGACAUGUUCACAAGCCGCGGGGAGUUUGUCCGCACCGUUGUGAAUAUUACACAUUCGUAUGGCCUUGCUGUCGGACCGGGUGGGCAGUUGGUAGUGACCAGUGUGAUUAACAGUACUGUGACAAUCUUUCCCACUCGAAUGGUAGUGUUGUAA